AUCAUGGACAUCCAUGAUAUAUAUAAUGGGAGCUAUUGACUUGUUAAACCGAUCGAGAUUACGGAUUCCUUGAAUUAGCAAGUUGUUAUAGAUUUAUUAAAACGUGACCCCGUUUAUGCUUCUACUAGAACUAUGACUAGCUUGUGAUGAAUUAUUCAUGUUGACCUUAUGAAAACUUGAAACAAUAGAUGAUUGAUUACAGAAAAAUAGUGAGACAAGAAAUUAAAAGUGAGAAGAAAGGGGAGAUGAAAGUGAACAAGAAGAAAUGUUACAUAGAAGUGGUGUUGAUUAUGGUGUUGGGAAUGAUUAUAAUGCCGUCAUCAGCACAGUUCAUUAUAGGGGACAAAGCACCACCAUGCUGGGAUACCAUAGGAAGUUGCAUAGGAGAUAAUGUUAACCGGAGUGAAUCAGAGCCAAAGCUCAACCCAUCCAGUCCCAAGUUUAAUUUUAGCGAAUAUGCAUGUUGUACACUCAUCCAACAGACUGCUCAAACUCAAAAGCAAUGUUUCUGUUAUGUCGACACCUUUCUUCAUCAAAACCCCUCUUACCAAACCAACAUUACAAGUGUCUUCAAGUAUUGCAAGGUCGCUGAUUCUCUUACUUCUCUUUACACCUUCUGCCAAGAUCUAGAAGACUCAACUCCAACAGAUGUUCCUGUUUCUGCAACUCCUAGUACUACAGGAAAACUCAAACUGAUUAUUGCUGUCACUGUAACAUCAGCAACCAUCCUAGUUAUUGCUAUUGCUAUUGGUAUAGGCAUAGCCCUUAAGUGUAAGAAAGCCAAGAAGAAACCUAAAGAUGAAGCCCAUUCUCAAAGUGCUACAGAGGAUGUGCCACCUGCGCCUGCACCUGUACCUGCAGACGAUAAUAUUGUUACAGCUGAUUCCUUGUUGUACGAGUGGGAAGCACUUAAGGAUGCCACUAAAAGCUUCUCCAAUGAUAACAAGAUUGGUCAAGGGGGGUUCGGCAGUGUCUACAAGGGCACCUUAAAAAAUGGACAAGAAGUCGCCGUGAAAAGGCUAUCAAGCGGCUCUUGCCAAGGUGACAAAGAAUUUAAAAACGAGGUUGCAUUGGUAGCCAAGCUUCAACACAGAAAUUUAGUGAAGCUAGAAGGAUUUUGCUUGACAAAAGACGAGGAAAAGUUACUCGUUUAUGAGUUUGUGGUCAACAAAAGUCUUGACUUCUUCCUAUUUGAUUCUGAAAAACAAAUACUAUUGGAUUGGCCAAAGAGAUAUGACAUUAUAAAAGGAGUGGCUCGAGGAAUGCUCUACCUCCAUGAAGACUCUCCCAUCCGAAUCAUCCACCGUGAUCUCAAAGCAGCCAAUGUUUUGUUAGAUGAAGAGAUGCAUCCUAAAAUUGCAGACUUUGGCAUGGCUAGGAUCUUUGAUGAAAAAACCUAUUGCCAUACAAGCAGAGUUAUUGGGACUUAUGGUUAUAUGGCUCCGGAGUAUUUAAUCCACGGACAAUUCAAUGUAAAAUCAGACAUAUACAGCUUUGGCGUGCUAGUUUUGGAGAUUGUAAGUGGAAAAAGGAUAAGUGCCAUGACCUAUCAAUCCGGCGUUGCUGAAAACCUUCUAAGCUGUGGAUGGAAAUGUUGGAAAGAUGGAAGAUCAUGGGAGUUUAUGGAUCCAACACUAAGUGACACUUACUCGAAAGAUGAAAUCACAAAGUGCAUACAUCUCGGAUUAUUAUGUGUCCAAGAAGACAUGAGGAGAAGGCCUAGCAUGUCUACAAUAGCCCUUAUGCUCAACUCUAAUUUUGCUGUUGGUGCAUUGUCAACGCCUCAACCACCUGCUUUCAUGUAUUGUGGGAAUGCAGAUCAAUCAACUAUGAGUAACACAACUUCAGUACCAUGGUCUACUGGAACAUCAACCAAUGAGUCCAAUACUUUAUUAUGACAAGAUCAUCAAUAGGGAGCCAACUUAUAUUGAGAGGUUUGGGAAAAUGCUCAAAUUUUGAUUCCUAUGUUUGAUAUUUGUUGAAAGAGGUGUAAUUGAAUCAUGUACUCACAUAAUAGUGAUUAUGCAUGAGGUGGUAUUGAUGGCCUAGGGCCCUAGGACUUCAUAGUACCGAGUGUUUUUUAUAAUAGGUCAACACAUGAAUGACUCGCACAAUAUAAAAUUACAAAUUCUUUCUCAUUGUAGAUUCGUAAAGAUUUUCUAUUUUCCUACUUCGUAUUUCUUAAU
Molecule: messenger RNA, 2186 nt
Organism: Spinacia oleracea (spinach)
Lineage: Eukaryota; Viridiplantae; Streptophyta; Magnoliopsida; Caryophyllales; Amaranthaceae
Product: cysteine-rich receptor-like protein kinase 44
Exons: 8
Coding region: 189-1898 (569 amino acids)
Biological process (GO): defense response to bacterium; protein phosphorylation
Cellular component (GO): plasma membrane
Molecular function (GO): ATP binding; protein serine/threonine kinase activity
Source: RefSeq, a predicted model, not a curated record